GUAGCCACAGUUAAAACUCGGAGGCUGAUGAGUGGGAGAGGCUCAGGAUCGCAAAGAAAGAGCAUAGAGUCGAAGCAUGUUUACACUAGUUGAGUUGCUAUUGGAUUAAACGUACCACAUCAGUAUAGAUUAUGUAAUCACGUUAUUACAACGUGAUAUCAAUUUGGUGCGACCGAACCAUUCGGUUUUGGAAAUGUUCUACAAGAAGAUGCAGCUGCUGGUUGCUCUCGGAUGUUUUCACUGGAUUUGUUUCUUGUUUCUCCUCAUCUUCGUUUCAUUCACUUCACACUCCCCGAUUCUCAAGAAGGGCGAGAGCUGGGAAUUAGAGACGGCAGAGGGUUUUCUGGAGAAAUAUGGCUACCUGGGACACACACGUAACCAUGGACACGAGCCGGCCGAGGUGAACAAGGCAGUCAGGGAGUUCCAGUGGCUCUCUCGGCUGCCGGUCAGUGGGUUAGUGGACGAUGCCACGCUGCAGCUCAUGUCUCAGCCUAGGUGUGGAGUGACCGAUGGAGAGAGCCACGCGGCCUGGGAGGAACGAGUCAGCACCAUCUUCUCUGGGAACGGAGUGAAGAGGAGAUCAAAGAGAUACAGCCAGCAAGGAGAGAAGUGGUACAAGCGUCACUUGACCUACCGCAUUGUGAACGGGCCGCGCUCGCUGUCCCUGCUGCAGGUGAGGCGCGCGGUGAGGGCUGCCUUCGAGCUGUGGAGCAACGUGUCCGCGCUGGCGUUCUGGGAGGUGAUGGAGGGGCCGGCAGACAUCAGGCUAGCGUUCUACGAGGGGGAGCACAGCGACGGGGUGACCAACGCCUUCGACGGGCCAGGGGGGGCGCUGGCUCAUGCAUUCUUCCCUCGCCGGGGUGAGGCCCACUUUGACAUCUCUGAGCGCUGGACCCUGAACGGCCACAAGGGACGCAAUCUCUUCAUCGUGACUGCCCACGAGAUCGGCCACACCCUAGGGCUGGAGCACUCGCCCGUCCGCAACGCCCUGAUGUCGCCCUACUACAAGAAACUGGGCAAGGACUUGGUGCUGAGCUGGGACGACAUCGCCGCUGUGCAGCAGCUCUACGGGAAACCCUUCAGUGGCUCAGCAGUGCAGCUCCCGGGACGCGUGUUCACCUCCUUCCUGGACUCUGUGGAGGCCGAACAGCCUGGCACUGCCCAGCAGGCCCCGUACUGCCAGGCUGCCUUCGAUGCCAUCACGAUGGAUUUGAACCACACCGUGUACAUCUUUAAAGGAGGGCAGUACUGGACAGUGUCCACGGCAGGUCAGGUCAGCUCUGCUCUGCUCAGGGAGGGCUGGCCGGGACUCCCUAGAGCCAUCGAGGCCGCUGCCGUCUCCCAGACCGACGGGAAAUUCUACUUCUUCAGAGGUGGGCGGUACUGGCGUUACAAAGACAGGAAGCUGGAGGCGGGGUUUCCCAUGAAAAGCAACACCAUUGGCCUGCCCAGGCACCCUGACUCUGCCUUCUACUACCAGCCUCUGGGGCGCAUGGUUGUGCUCAAGGGGCAGCGCUACUUCGUUCUGAGCCAGGAGAGCCUGCGCGUGGAGCCCUACUACCCCCGGGAGCUGGCAGACUGGAAGGGGGUCCCAGCAGGUGCCAACGGGGUCCUGACCCGGCCCGACGGGCAGCUCUAUUUCUUUAAAGACGAGCGCUUCUGGAGGUUCGACCCGGGCAAGCUGCGGGUGGUGGGUCGAGGGCAGUGGGCCAAUGAACUGGAGUGGACCGGCUGCCAAAGAGAAGCAAACAACUCUGUCGAUUGAACCAAAGAGCUGCUAAACUCACAAACCAAAAUAUGUGCAAUCAAAGAGCAUAACGGCCUCCUGUUCUUUUAAAGAGAUCGCAGUGAACAAAAUCCUUACUUACCUGCUGUGCUCUUUCAUUUGCUAUAUAGGAUCCAAGUGUGCAGUUUUGAAAGAAACACAUCUCGUAAUAAAACUAGAUUUGUAUUUUCUGUUACUACACACUAGUCAAAGAAAUGCCAUGCUUUCAGGUAGUUUUGCACUUCCUUUGUCAUUUUACCCGAAGGCUGAAAUUGUCCCCACCCCUUCAAUGGCUUCUUUCCUGUCAUAAACCAACCAGCUACUUCUCCUAGUGACUGACAUGCUUUCAGCCAGUAACAAAGACACUCCUGAGGUGGAAUGAGAGAGGAAGGCCUGGAAACUGAGAACUAUAGUUUAGUACCAAAAAUCAUGUUUUAAAAUGAAAAUUCAUUUUGGCUAUAACAUGUGUUUCUUUCAUAACUGCACAUUUGAGACUGGAAUUAUUUUGUGAGCAACAAUCACUUCAAAAUAGUGUCACUUUUUCUUUUUUUUACAGAGGGUGGUCAAAUAGAAACACCUGUCAAACACUGUCAGCUGUGUGGCCACACAAGUGACCAUGAGGGAAGUUGUACUGGAGAUGGAACUCUGCAGCUAAGCCUGAAACAUCACGAAUAUGUGCAGUUAUCUCAGCUAUAUAUGUGUGUGGAAUGCCCAUUUACACAUGUGCUGCCUUUUACAGUGGUCUUUAUUUUAUGGUCAAACCCCUGUAUGUAAAAUAUAUGUAUUUUGUAAAAUAUCUUCCUGCGUGUACAGUAAUAUAGAGGUAUGCGGUGAGAUAUGCAUUUCCAUUGGAAAGUACUGUAUUCUAUAGUAGUGGCAAAACGUCCAGAUUCAAUGACACCCCCAUUUCAAUGUCUGUAAAUCUAUGUGAUGUAUUUUAAUUCAGUUGCACUGUGAUAAAAAAAAAAAAAUAUCCGAAAAAAAAACACUUGACGAAUAUUGAAGAUAAAAUGAUGAAAUAAAUGGACCAGCAAAAUGUAGCCUUAAUGUGGGGUUGGCUUACUAUUGUCAUUCGUCAAACUAAUUUACAAAGAUUAGAUUUAUUGAGUUUUUAUCUAUGUAAACUGUUCUAAUUUACUGCUUUAGUUUCUAAUAUAUAUAUAUAUAUAUAUAUAUAUAUAUAUAUAUAUAUAUAUAUACAUACAUACACAGGGUGAUUAGAAAGUAAGUUUAUCACAUCAACGCACCAUAUUAUUGAUACCUAUUACUAAUCACCCUAUAUAUAUAUAUAUAUAUAUAUAUAUAUAUAUAUAUAUAUAUAUAUAUAUAUAUGUAUGUAUGUAUAUAUGUAAUUGUGAGGUGGCUUUUUUACAGAGGUGGUCUUUAAUCAAGGUUUUAUAGUAUAAUUAACCUUUUGGAGAAACGAAACAUUAUUUUGGAUAGUUCACUAACUAUAUCCAUAUUGAAUGGAGGGUAGCUGUCUGUCUGGUGCCACUGUAUAUGCAGACUGCAGUAUUUUGGCCAAUUUGCAUUGCAUGUACCAGUAGUGGGUUUAUUCUGGAACAAAGCGCUCUUUUGCCUCUAUUUGCGCUGACAAAACGAACAGCAGUCUGAGAGACUAUUACUUCCACCAUUAAUUCUGGGACUUGCUCUGGGUUCAAGGGGCGUGGCUUAGUGUUUAGACAGGAAUAUUGCACACAGGAACAGCCUGUUCUUCAGUCUCAAAACUACCUGGAUAUAAUUUGGAAGCUGCUGGUAGUGUAUUUUAUUGGCUCCAGUUUUCAAAAUUAUCCACAACUAUUAAACACUCAAUAGUGCUUAAUUUAGAAAGAAGCUUCAUAAAUGAAUUGACAUUUCUUAAUAUCUGCCUUCUAGUCAAAACGUUUGUCAUUGAAUUUAUGAAGUUUCUUUAAGUAUUUUUAACUUCCUAUAUUUAAUACUGUAAAGCUGCGUGACUUGCAGGGACAUACACUGCCUGGGACAUGCAUCCACAAAUCAUUUAUAGAGAUCUAUAUAUCUGUAGAAGAAAUAAGGAUUAAAUAAAGUCUGAAAUCGAUGAAACAUUUCUAGAGUGUUGUUAAUAGUUCCAUGUGUAUUAAUAUCAUAAAGGUGUAUAUUCCCUGUUUGAAAUGCUGAUUUCUAAAGUAAUAAAGUAGUAUGAUUUUUGGAAUUGAAA
This is a messenger RNA of Acipenser ruthenus (sterlet), 3941 nucleotides long. Its product is annotated as matrix metalloproteinase-28-like. The transcript is spliced from 8 exons. Gene Ontology annotation, biological process: collagen catabolic process; proteolysis; extracellular matrix organization. Bases 194 to 1765 code for a protein of 523 amino acids. The record is from RefSeq and is a predicted model, not a curated record. Gene Ontology annotation, cellular component: extracellular matrix. NCBI's taxonomy places the organism in Eukaryota, Metazoa, Chordata, Actinopteri, Acipenseriformes, Acipenseridae. Gene Ontology annotation, molecular function: zinc ion binding; metalloendopeptidase activity.